UCUCUCUCUCUCUGAUCAUAUCCAUCCGCCAGCAAAUGUCACACAUCUGAUCGAAAAGUCCCUGCAGACAGGCACAUUCUUUAAAAAAAAAAACAGCGCUGCGUUGCAAUCUCCCCUUAAAAAAAAACAAUUAGCGUCCGAUAUUUUCCAGAUCUGUGUGUAACGCGAACCGAGAGAGUCCGUGUGUCUGAUCUGCAACGAGGGGGACCAGCGCGAUGUUAUUUCCUUUGCAUGGGGACUCAUUAUGAUAAAAAGCGGUUUCUAUAUUAUAGCAAAGCUAUAACGGGAGCUAUACGUGUAUUGUAAAAUUAUCUGAAACAGAAGAAGGAGGAGGCACGGAUUUUAAAUCGCCAGGUUUUUUUAUGCGCCGGUGCUGAAGACAUUAUAAUUCCAUUCAUUAAUAUAUUGAUUUAUUUUUGAAAAAAAAAGUCGCAUUACAGCUGUCUGGUUCAUAAAGGUUGGAUGGUGUGAGCCCCUCAUACCCUGCCACCAUGAGCACCAUCUCCCCUACCGACUACGACAGCACGGAGAUCCAGCAGCAAUACAAUGACAUCAACAACCGCUGGGACCUGGCAGUGGAGCAGGGCUGGGACAACGAGAACAGCUCGGCACGGCUCUUUGAGAGGUCCCGAAUCAAAGCACUGGCAGAUGAACGCGAGGCUGUCCAGAAGAAGACCUUUAACAAAUGGGUGAAUUCUCACCUGGCCAGAGUGAGCUGUCGAAUCGGGGACCUCUACACUGACCUGCGCGAUGGCCGCAUGCUGAUCCGCCUGCUGGAGGUGCUGUCCGGAGAGCAGCUGCCCAAGCCCACGAAGGGUCGCAUGCGGAUCCACUGCCUGGAGAAUGUCGACAAGGCCCUGCAGUUUUUGAAGGAGCAGAAAGUUCACCUGGAGAACAUGGGCUCACAUGACAUAGUCGACGGCAACCACAGGCUCACGCUGGGACUAAUCUGGACCAUCAUCCUCCGUUUCCAGAUUCAGGACAUCAGUGUGGAGACAGAAGACAACAAGGAGAGGAAAUCUGCCAAGGAUGCCCUGCUGCUGUGGUGUCAAAUGAAGACUGCGGGCUAUCCCAACGUGAAUGUGCACAACUUCACAACCAGCUGGCGAGACGGCCUGGCGUUCAGCGCGAUCGUUCACAAGCACAGGUCGGACCUAAUUGAGUUUGACACUCUGAAGAGGUCUAAUGCUCACUAUAACCUCCAGAACGCUUUCAAUGUGGCUGAGAAGGAGCUGGGCCUGACCAAACUACUGGACCCAGAGGAUGUCAAUGUGGACCAGCCGGAUGAGAAGUCUAUUAUCACCUAUGUUGCCACCUACUACCACUACUUCUCUAAGAUGAAGGCUCUAGCUGUGGAAGGCAAGAGAAUUGGAAAGGUGCUGGACUACGUCCUGGAGUCUGAUAAGCUGAUCGAGAAGUACGAGACCCUGGCUUCAGACCUGCUGCAGUGGAUUGAACACACCAUCAUCACGCUCAAUGACAGACAGCUGGCCAACUCGCUGAGCGGAGUACAGAACCAGCUGCAGGCUUUCAACACCUACAGGACUGUGGAGAAACCACCCAAGUUCACAGAGAAGGGCAACCUGGAGGUGCUUCUCUUCACCAUUCAGAGUAAAAUGAGAGCCAACAACCAGAAAGUGUACAUCCCGCGUGAGGGCAAGCUCAUCUCCGACAUCAACAAGGGUUGGGAGCGCCUGGAGAAAGCCGAACACGAGCGGGAGCUGGCCCUUCGUAACGAGCUGAUUCGCCAGGAGAAGCUGGAACAGCUGGCUGCCCGGUUUGACCGCAAGGCAGCGAUGAGGGAGACGUGGCUGAGUGAGAACCAGAGACUGGUGUCCCAGGAUAAUUUCGGAGUGGACUUGGGCGCGGUGGAGGCAGCCACGCGGAAGCACGAGGCCAUCGAGACGGAUAUCGGCGCGUACAGCGAGCGCGUGGCGGCCGUGGCAGCCGUGGCCAGGGAGCUGGAGGCAGAGCGUUACCACGACGUGCGCAGGGUGCUGGCGCGCAGAGACAACGUGCUGAGACUCUGGGAGUAUCUGAGAGAGCUGCUGGCCGCACGCAGGGAGAGAAUGCACAGGAACCUGGACCUGCAGAGAGUCAUGCAGGAGAUGAGCUACAUCAUGGACUGGAUGGGAGACAUGAAGGCUCGUCUCCAGUCCCAGGACUGUGGGAAGCACUUGCAUGAUGUUGAAGAGCUGUUGCAGACUCACACGCUGGUGGAGGCUGAUAUCUCCGGCCAGGCGGAACGCGUCAAAGCUGUGCGCUCCGGAGCAGAGAAAUUCACAGCCGAGGCAGAGGGUUACAAGCCAUGCGAUCCUCAGCUGGUGCAAGACAGGGCCACUCUGCUGGACGAUGCCUACCAGGAGCUGGGCAGGCUGGCCGGGGAGCGGCGGGCCAGACUGGAGGAGUCGCGGCGCCUCUGGAAGUUCGUGUGGGACAUGGGGGAGGAGGAGGCCUGGAUCAGAGAGCAGGAGCAGAUCCUGUCCACCCAGGACUGCGGGAAAGACCUGACCUCCGCACUGAGGCUUCUCAGCAAACACGAGGCCUUCCGCCACGAGAUGGGGGGCCGCUUUGGGCCCCUGGAGCAGAGUGUGCGCGUGGGGGAGGGGCUGGUCGAGGAGGGCCACUUCGGAGCCCCACAGGUUAAAGAACGCAUCGCAGAGAUCCGAGCCCAGUGGCGCCACCUUGAGGAGGUGUCCCAGCAGCGCGAGGAGAGGCUCAGGGAGGCGGUCACCCUGUACCAGUUCCAGGCCGAAGCAAACGAUAUGGAGGCCUGGAUCCUGGACACCUUGAGGUUUGUUUCCAGCCCUGAGGUGGGGCACGACGAGUACUCCACCCAGACGCUGGUCAAGAAGCAGAAAGACGUGGACGAGGAGAUCCUGAACCACAGGCCCGUCAUCGACUCUCUCCACGAACAAGCCCUGAGCCUCCCCGCCGAGCAGGCCCGCUCCCCCCAAGUGGAGGGGCGCCUCCCUGCCAUCGAGCAGCGCUACGAGGAGCUGGUGGCCCUGGCUGCUGCCCGACGACAGGCCCUGCAGGACGCCCUGUCUCUCUACUGCAUGUUCAGCGAGGCUGGAGCCUGCCAGCUGUGGAUCGGGGAGAAGGAGCAGUGGCUCAACGCCAUGGAGAUCCCAGACAAGCUGGAAGACCUGGAGGUGGUGCAGCAGAGGUUUGAGACUCUGGAACCCGAGAUGAACAACCUGGGCACUCGAAUUGAGGACGUGAACCAGAUCUCCCAGCAGCUGCUGGGCACAGAGCAGAGGCGUCAGGUGGAGGUGUGCAGCACGCAGGACCAGCUCAAUGCCAGGUGGAGAGAAUUCCAGAACCUCGCCAACCAAAAGAAAAAAGCCUUGACCUCUGCGCUCAACAUCCAGAACUACCACCUCGAGUGCAACGAGAUCAAGUCCUGGAUGAGGGAGAAGACCAAGGUCAUCGAGUCCACCCAGGGGCUGGGCAACGACCUGGCCGGAGUCAUGGCCUUGCAGAGGAAGCUGACCGGCAUGGAGCGGGACCUGGAGGCCAUCCAGGGCAAGCUGGACGACCUGAACCAAGAGGCCACCAAACUGGGGGAGGAACACCCCAGCCAGAAGCCCGAGAUCCAGGCCGGGCUCGCUGAGAUCCAGGAGGUGUGGGAGGACCUCAACAACACCAUGAAGGCCAGGGAGGAGAGCCUGGGAGAGGCCGGCAAGAUCCAGGGCUUCCUGAGGGAUCUGGAUGACUUCCAGUCCUGGCUGUCGCGCACCCAGACGGCCAUCGCUUCGGAGGACAACCCCACCUCGCUCACAGAGGCUGAGAGGCUGCUCGCCCAGCACCAGAACAUCAGGAACGAAGUGGACAACUACAAGGAGGACUAUCAAAAGAUGCGGGCGGUGGGGGAGGAGGUGACGCAGGGGCAGACGGACGCGCAGCACAUGUUCCUGAGCCAGCGCCUCCAGGCCCUGGACACGGGCUGGAACGAGCUGAGGCAGAUGUGGGAGAACCGGCGCCAUCUGCUGGCCCAAGCCUUCGACUUCCAGACCUUCCUGAGGGACGUCAAGCAGGCUGAGGGCUUUCUCAACAACCAGGAGUACGUGCUCUCCCACACAGAGAUGCCCUCCACGCUGCAGGGAGCCGAGGCAGCCAUCAAGAAACACGAGGACUUCCUGACCACCAUGGACGCCAGCGAGGACAAGAUCAGCGGCGUGGUGGAGACGGGACGCAAACUGAUGAGCGAGGGCAACGCCAACUCAGACAAGAUCCAGGAGAAGACUGACUCCAUCCAUGAGAGACAUCAGAAGAACCGCCAGGCUGCCACUGAGCUGCUGGCCAAGCUGAAGGACAACCGGGAGCUGCAGCACUUCCUCCAGGACAGCCAGGAGCUGACUCUCUGGAUCAAUGAGAAGAUGCUCACCGCUCAGGACUUGUCCUACGACGAGGCUCGGAACCUCCACAGCAAGUGGCAAAAACACCAGGCCUUCAUGGCUGAGCUGGGGUCCAACAAAGACUGGCUGGACAAGAUUGACAAGGAGGGGAAGGCCUUGGUGUGUGAAAAGCCGGAACUCGAACCUGUGGUUACUCAGAAGCUCGCUGACCUGCAUCGUCUGUGGGAGGAGCUUGAGAGCACCACCCAGACCAAAGCGCAGUGCCUCUUCGACGCCAACAGGGCGGAGCUCUUCACACAGAGCUGCUCUUCACUGGAUUCAUGGCUGAAGAACCUGUCAGGGCAGCUGCAGAGCGAUGACUUCGGGAAAGAUCUGACCAGCGUCAAUAUCCUGCUCCAGAAACAGCAGAUGCUGGAGAAUCAGAUGGAGGUGCGUGAGAAGGAGGUGGAAGCUCUCCAAAGCCAAGCCCUGGCGCUGUCCCAGGAAGACAGCAACACUGUGGAGGUGGACACCAAGCAGAGGGGGGUGCAGGACCGUUUCCAGCUGCUGCUGGAUCCCCUGCGAGCCCGGCGCAUGAAGCUGCUGGCCUCCAAGGAAGAGCACCAGUUCAACAGGGAUCUGGAGGAUGAGAUUCUCUGGGUGAAGGAGCGCAUGCCUCUGGCCACCUCGAUGGACCACGGGAAAGAUCUGCCCUCCGUCCAGCUCCUCAUGAAGAAGAACCAGACUCUUCAGAAGGAGAUCCAGGGGCACCAGCCCCGCAUAGAUGACAUCCAGGCCCACGGGCUGACGAUGAGGCGCGGGCGGGGCGAGGAGGAGGAUGGGGGGGCGGGGCCGCUGGAGGGCAGGCUGGCGGAGCUCAGAGACAUGUGGAGCCAGCUGAUCUCGGAGGGGGAGCAGAGGCACGGCCGGCUGACCGAGGCUCACAGGGCCCAGCAGUUCUACGCAGACGCAGCCGAGGCAGAGGCGUGGAUGGGGGAGCAGGAGCUGCACAUGAUGUCAGACGAGAAGGCCAAGGACGAGCAGAGUGCCACUGCGAUGGUGAAGAGGCACCAGGGGGUGGAGCAGGCCCUGGAGGACUACGCCCAGACCAUCCACCAGCUCGCCAACAGCAGCCGGCUCAUGGUGACCGGCGAGCAUCCCGAGAGCGAGCGGAUCACUAUGCGGCAGGCGCAGGUGGAUAAGCUCUACGCUGGUCUGAAGGACCUGGCGGAGGAGCGCAGAGGGAAGCUGCAGGAGAGGCUGAGGCUGUGCCAGCUCAAGAAGGAGGUGGAUGAUCUGGAGCAGUGGAUCUCUGAGCGGGAAGUGGUGGCCGGGUCCCACGAGCUGGGCCAGGACUACGAGCACGUCACGAUGCUGAGAGACAAGUUCCGGGAGUUUGCCCGGGACACGAGUGCGAUCGGGCAGGAGCGCGUGGACUCGGUGAACGCUCUGGCCGACGAGCUCAUCGACUCCGGCCACCCGGAGAACGCCACGGUGGCGGAGUGGAAGGACGGGCUGAACGACGCCUGGGCUGACCUGCUGGAGCUGAUCGACACGCGCACACAGAUGCUGUCGGCCUCCUACGAGCUGCACCGCUUCCACCAGGACGCCAAGGAGACGCUGGGCAGGAUCCAGGAGAAGAGCACCCAGCUGCCCGAAGAGCUGGGGAGAGACCUGAACACUGUGCAGCACCUGCAUCGCCAGCACACCACAUACGAGCAUGACAUCCAGGCACUGAGCGGACAGGUACGGCAGGUUCAGGAGGAUGCGUCCCGGCUGCAGAAGGCCUACGCUGGGGAGAAGGCGGAGGAUAUUCAGAAGCACGACCGCAGCGUGGCGGAGGCCUGGAGCGCCCUGCUCUCUGCCAGCGACGCCCGGUGCCAGCUGCUGCUGGACACAGUGGAGAAGUUCCGUUUCUUCAACAUGGUGCGAGACCUCAUGCUGUGGAUGGACGGGGUGAAUCUGCAGAUCGACGCCCACGAGAACCCCAGGGACGUGUCGUCAGCAGAACUCGUGAUCACAAACCAUCAGGACAUCAAGGCUGAAAUCGAGGCUCGCGCCGACAGCUUCACUUCCUGUAUCGAGAUGGGCAGCUCACUGCUGGCCAAGAACCACUAUGCUUCAGAGGAGAUCAGAGAGAAACUGAAGCAGCUGGAUGACAAGAGGGAUGAGAUCAACAACAAGUGGCAGGAGAAGAUGGGCUGGCUGCAGAUCGUGCUGGAGGUGCUGCAGUUUGGCCGCGAUGCCUCUGUUGCCGAGUCGUGGCUGGCCAGUCAGGAGCCGAUCGUUCGUACCGCGGAGCUCGGUGGAAACGUGGACGAGGUGGAGAGUCUGAUCAAGAGACACGAGGCCUUCGAGAAACUGGCAGCGGGCUGGGAGGAGCGGUUCGGACUGCUGGAGAAGCUCACCACGCUCGAGGAGCAGGACAGGAAGCGCCGGAGAGAAGAGGAAGAGAGACUGAGGAGGCCACCCACACCCCCUCCACCAGAGCCCGAGGUGGUACAACCCAUACAGGAGGAGGCACAGGACACAGACGCUGGCACGAGUUUGGACCAGACCACCCUGGACCAGUCUGUCUCGGUGAAUGGAGUUCACAGCGACCCAGAUACAUCACAGCCAGUGUCAGUGACCAUGAAACCGAGGGAUAUUACACAGUCCCGAAAACCUGCUGACUCUGAGACAGAGUCGGUGAACGGUCCGGGAAGAGAGAGGGACAGCGGCCUGGCUGCCUCCUCUGAGCCAGGGGCUCGCAUCGAACCAUUGCCCUCAGCAACGCUGCCCAGCAAGGUAUCGGAGCCGUCGGGUGGGGAGCAGAUGGAGGGGAUGCUGUGCAGAAAACAUGAGAUGGAGUCUUUCUCCAAGAAAGCAGCGAGCAGGUCCUGGCAGAACGUGCACUGUGUGCUUCGUAAAGACAGUCUUGGUUUCUAUAAGGACAGUAAGAGUGCCGCAGCUGGCAUCCCGUACCACGGAGAGGUGCCCGUCAGCCUGACGGAGGCCGUGUGUGAGGUGGCACACGACUACAAGAAGAGGAAACACGUCUUCAAACUGCGGCUAAGCGAAGGAAAGGAGUUCCUUUUCCAGGCAAAAGAUGACCCCGAGAUGAACACGUGGAUUCGUUCAAUAGCAGCCUCAAUUUCAGGCGGGAGUGCAGCGGAACGGUCCCCUAGCGCCCCCAAGAGGCUGAGUCGUGCCAUGACCAUGCCCCCCAUCUCCCCCAUCUCCCCCAACAGCGGAGAAGCAGGUGGGGUGACGAUGAGGAACAAAGAAGGCAAGGAGCGAGACAGAGAGAAGAGGUUCAGCUUUUUUGGCAAAAAGAAAUGAGGAUUUUGUGACGCAGUUAAUUUCCAGGAAACUUUCAGUUCUGUGAAGCAAGAGGACUCUGGUUUAGGGACUCCUGUGGUUUAUUUUUGUUGUAUUUUUUAUUUUUAUUUUUUUUUUAAAUCUUUUUUUUGGUUUUGGAAAGAUUUUAAAAUAUUUAAGUAUAAUGUUAUUCAAAAGAAAAAGGUGACAAUAUGUGAAACCAAAAUUAGAAAAUUCAAAACUGUAUUCUUAAAAAGACUGAGUGGUGACUGUAUGUACCCUAAUGGUUCUGGGACCAUGUCGAUUUUAACACUGGCUUCCAAAUAUAUGAAUAUAUUAGCUUGUAGGAUUUGAGAGAGAAAACGGUUUGAGAUUUGAAAAGGUUUGAACAGAGUGCAAUGGGACGUUUUGUAGAUUUGCUGUACCUUCUCUCUUCCUUUUAAAUCGUUUUUUUUUGGGGGGGGGGGGGGUACAUUUAAUUAAUUUUUUAUUUAAUUUUCAGUUUCGUUUUUUUUUCGCUGGGUUUUAAUUUUGAUUUAACUUUGUUGAGAGGCUUUUAAUAUUGUGGGGAAAAAAAGACACUAAAACAUUUUGAAAGGGGGGUUCAGGGGUGUGGGGGGGGGGGGGUACCCCUACAUAUAUUGUGCCAAUGAGCAAAGGUGGUAGGCUGGUCUUUAUUACUGUAAGAAAUAUUGCUUAGGUUAUUGUCCGGAAAUGCUUUGCUGUUACAUCAAUGCUGGUUGUUUUGGUACCUUUUAAUUUUUGCUUGUUUUAAAAAUGUCUCUCUGCAGACAAAAUACAAAAUCAACAAACUAAUGUGAUGAUUUAUUUUGAAGUUAAAAAGAUCCAAUGACUAACAUUCUGUAAUCCAGUCUCUCUGUAUAAAGGAGGCGGGGCUGGCAUAGUUGAAAGGUCACAGUGUCACAUGAUUUGAAUGGAAUGAGGAAGGCUGUUCAGUCCUGGCAGUUAGGAUUCUCCAGACAAGCUCAAAGCAGCUCUAAUCCAGGUACAGGCAGGGUUCGAGAAACAUGAUCAGAACUCGGAGUAAAUGCAGACAUCAUAAAAAUGUCAUCAUGAAAAAAUUAAAAAAUAGUCCAUUUGAGAUUGUUCUGAAAGCUAGGACUGGGUGCAGCGCUAGUGUGAGUUUAGUUGAACAGAUUGUUCUGAAAGCUAGGACUGGGUGCGGCGCUAGUGUGAGUUUAGUUGAACAGAUUGUUCUGAAAGCUAGGACUGGGUGCGGCGCUAGUGUGAGUUUAGUUGAACAUAUAACACUUUGGGUUUGUGAAACUUGUCUGUGAAAUAAGUGGGUGUAACUGUGUAAUAGUUCAUAAGCAGCAGAGCUGAAGAAAUCAAAACUUUUUAGAUGUUUGUAUGCAAAAUCUGGAGUGAUGGUUGAAACAAAAUAGAGUUUUAAUAAUUUUUUUUUUUAAAUCGCUUUACUGUGUGAACUGUACAUGAAUCUACAGUUUAAUUACCAGCGAAGGGAUAAAUACUGACUGGUUUCCAUUCCAGUACACUUCAAGCAGAUUGAUGUAUUCUUUCAAAGACUUUAGGGCUCGCAUUGCAGGCUUUACAUUCACUCUGUGAGCGUCAUUGCAGUUCACAGCUUGUACCGACAUGAAAUCGGUUAAUAGGUCUUGUACAAUAAAGGUACAAUAAAGGCAAGUUCUAGUCAAGCAGCCUUUGAGCCAGUCUACCACCUAUGUUUGGGGUUGCUAAUGUAUAUUUCUCAUGGUGGUGUGGGUAUCUAUCUUUACUAGAGCUACGUGUGUAAGAGACAGAACCACAAUACUGUGCAGGGCUCUCCAGAUUACCUUCAGGACCAAAAAAAAAAAGAAAUGUCUGUUUCAUUCUUGCUUGUUUUUGAAGGUCGUUUCUAAGGCUACAGCGAGGAAGGCAUUGGGCCUAAACACCGACUUGACAAACCAAAAGCUGUUUUGAGAGCAGUUUAUUUAACGUUGCAAAAUCGCAGCAGAAAUAUACAGAGACUAUGCCUUUCUGCUCUUAAAUGCAAGCUGAGCUGUGAGCUUUGAAGCAGGCUAAUAAACAAAAUAUUCACCUUUUAAUAAACCACCAGAAAAAUGGCUUCUUGUAAAGUAAGAGGUACCUGAUAGCGGACUUUAUUAAAUCUGUAUUUUAAUUUGUUUUUAAUACAGGGGCUGUAGCUGCAAGCCCUCUCCAUCUCCCUCUCCCUCUCUUCCUCCCCCUCCCCCCCCUCCCCCCGCCCUCCCUCUCCCCCUCCCCCUCCUCCCCUCCCUCUCCCCCCUCUCCCUCUCUCCCUCUCCCCCUCCCCCUCCCUCUCCCUCUCCCCCUCCCUCCCUCUCCCCCUCCUCUCCCCCCUCUCCCUCUCUCCCUCUCCCCCUCCCCCUCCCCCUCCCUCUCCCCGUCUCCCUCUCUCCCCCUCCCCUCCUCCCCUCCCUCUCCCCGUCUCCCUCUCUCCCCCUCCCUCUCCCCCUCCCCCUCCUCCUCCUCCUCCUCCCCUCCCUCUCCCCGUCUCCCCCUCCCUCUCCCUCUCCCUCUCCCUCCCUCCCCCUCCCUCCCUCUCCCUCCCCUCUCAUGGGUUUGGUUAAUCUUUCACUGUCUUGUUAUCCGUUCAUUCCAAACGACUGCUGUUUAUUUGAGCUCCAUUGACUGUAAUGCCACUUCCUACCAGAAGGUGGGGCUGUGCAGUUGACCAUCUUCAUUGCAGAAAGAUAUGAUGUUGACUUAUCUAUCUAUAGCGAAAUAAAAUAAGGUUUCAAAAAGCAA
This is a messenger RNA of Acipenser ruthenus (sterlet), 10388 nucleotides long. Its product is annotated as spectrin beta chain, non-erythrocytic 1. The coding region runs from base 492 to 7661 and encodes 2389 amino acids. Gene Ontology annotation, biological process: actin cytoskeleton organization. The record is from RefSeq and is a predicted model, not a curated record. Gene Ontology annotation, molecular function: phospholipid binding; actin filament binding; structural constituent of cytoskeleton. The transcript has 38 exons. NCBI's taxonomy places the organism in Eukaryota, Metazoa, Chordata, Actinopteri, Acipenseriformes, Acipenseridae. Gene Ontology annotation, cellular component: cell projection; cortical actin cytoskeleton; spectrin.